Messenger RNA from Grus americana (Whooping crane), 9767 nucleotides. RefSeq names its product protein phosphatase, Mg2+/Mn2+ dependent 1F (gene PPM1F). Bases 130 to 1440 code for a protein of 436 amino acids. Gene Ontology annotation, molecular function: protein serine/threonine phosphatase activity; cation binding. Gene Ontology annotation, biological process: negative regulation of protein kinase activity; protein dephosphorylation. The record is from RefSeq and is a predicted model, not a curated record. NCBI's taxonomy places the organism in Eukaryota, Metazoa, Chordata, Aves, Gruiformes, Gruidae. Gene Ontology annotation, cellular component: cytosol. The transcript has 7 exons.
CCGCGCUCUCGUCCUCUCGCUUUCCCCUCUCCCCGGCCUGCCCCUCACCGCCCGUCCCCGCCGGCGCCUGGCCCGCUCCCGGCGAGGCGGCGGCGGCGGCCGGGCAGCCUGCCUCAGCGAGGCGCCGCCAUGGCGCUGGAAGUGGAGGCGUCCGGGGCUCCCUUGAGCUCUUUCCUAAGGGACUUCCCGUCUCCGCUGGGCCCGGGGGAGCCGCUGCCGUGGAGCUCCGCGGGGAGCGGCGCCCUGAGCAAGGCCGAGGUGCCGGGCGCGCUGGCCGAGCGGGCGAGGAGCCUCCUGGGCGGCAGCAGAGGUGUGUCACCACUUCUUGCAGCAUCGCUGAUCCAUGCUGCAGUUGAUGAACUUCUCCGAACAGACUUGACUGAAUUUAAGCAGCAAAGUGUGGAAACAGAGGGAGAAGGAGAUGAGGAAAGGUUCACCUUGCUGGAUGGAGAGUCGUUGCAGCGCUGCUUCUUUAACAAGCUUCGGGAUGUUUGCUUUGAGUGGCAGAAGCAGUUGCCACCACUGAGACCGCUGAAGCGGUUCCUGCUCGUUUCCGUCCAUGCCAUCCGUAACACUCGACGGAAGAUGGAGGACCGCCACGUUCUGCUCCCAGAGUUCAAUCAGCUGUUUGGCUUAUCAGAUGACACUGAUCGCGCUUACUUUGCGGUAUUUGAUGGCCAUGGUGGAGUGGAUGCUGCCAAUUAUUCAGCAACCCAUUUACAUGUAAAUGUUGGGCUACAUGAAGAGAUUGUUAAGAAUCCAGCUGAGGCCUUGAAAUGCUCUUUCCAGAAGACAGAUGAAAUGUUUCUUUUCAAAGCCAAGAGAGAGAAGCUGCGGAGUGGUACAACAGGUGUAUCUGCAUUGAUUGUAGGGAACAAGCUACAUAUAGCAUGGCUAGGGGACUCGCAGGUAAUGCUUGUGCAGCAAGGAAAAGCUGUGACAUUAAUGGAACCUCACAAACCAGAAAGAGAAGAUGAGAGAGCACGCAUUGAGACUCUGGGUGGUUGUGUAACUUAUAUGGACUGCUGGCGGGUUAAUGGUACCUUGGCCGUUUCCAGAGCGAUUGGUGACAUAUGUCAGAAACCCUACAUCUCUGGUGAUGCAGAUGGAGAUUCAUUUGAGCUGACUGGUUCUGAAGAUUACUUGCUCCUAGCAUGUGAUGGAUUCUUUGACGCUAUCAAGCCAUACGAGGUUGUAGACUUGGUCCUAGAUCAUUUAAUGCAAACCAAAGGAGUGGGUCUCAAAGCAGCAGAAAGACUGGUGGCUGCUGCAAAGGAAAAUGGAUCCAGUGAUAACAUCACUGUUCUGGUGGUGUUCUUGAGGGAUCCUCAGGACAUCUUGGCAGACUGUCUCAGAGACCCUAAGAGCCUUGGGGCUGGUGAUGAUGCUCGGAGCUCACCCUUUAAUUUCCUCAGCUGUGAGGCAGCAGCCACACAGUGACAAAAUCUGCUUAAUCCAGAACGUUCAAAUAAGUUCACGUAAGGAACUGCUUUCCACUGAAGAAGCCUCUAAUAAAAUAGGCAAAAUGUGUCAGGAGAAAAAUGACAAAUGGACAAACAUUUAACAGAAAGGCAAGACUCCUUUUACUGAGUUCCCAUUUGUCCUUUCCUUCCUUUCCCCUCCCUUCAAAAAACACUGAGCAGAUGUGGAGAUUUGUACAGCUACUUUGUCUCUGGGAGCAGACUUCUAAAGUAUGUCCCAGGGCUGCUGGUCAUAUCCGUCUGCCCUGGAAGUGGUAAGAAACCAUGACAUGUAUAAGCUAAUGGGUGAGAAUACCUGUUUGUGAAUUCUGAGUGAAAAUUUAAAGUAGCGCUUAAAAAGAAUGCUGUAUGUUGUAUUUAAUUGUGAUGUUACUUUGGAGAUUGGGAGGAGAGAAGCUGUCACCAUCACAGAAAAGCUUGUCACUGUGUGUAGUCUGUAGGAACAGGCUUGGUGUGCGAGAGACUGGGUGACACCAUUAUGCUGUGUAAGUUGUUUGUGUUUUGUACCAAAGAUGAUAUUACAAGAAUGAUGUGGCCUCUUUAUUCAGACACAUUUAAUUCUGUGUGUAUGGAGAGGAGAAAAUGAAACCGAAUUCUUCAGAAAAAGAGCAAGAAACCUAACUAGAAAUAUCCCAGGCAAAACGAUACAAAAUCAGUUGCUUUCUGGGAUGCUUUGGUUUAUAAACUGGAAUCCAAUAUUUAACUGCACUGGAUUAUUUCUCCCUAACAAACACUUUAUUGGCUAUUUGGCAACCUGAAAAGAAAGGACCCUUAUUGUUGUAUUUGAGAGAGAUCUUUACAGUAUGUGUGCUCUAGCAGUUAAAUAUGCUCUGUUUCUGCCACUUUUUUGUGUACUAUAACAAAUGAGAAUUUUAUUUUUAUUCUAAGUGUUUAUUUGUUUAUUUACAGAGCUUUACAGUUGGAGGAGUUUUUUGCAGUGUUACUUUAUUUUAUGGUGGUUUUUAUUUAAAUUAGAAUUUUAAAGUGGCUGUGUCUUUAUUAUCUGGUUUUAAAAACUGACUACCCUCAAGUGCCUUAAAUAUUUCACCCAAGUAUUGCUGGCUUCCUAUCAUAUUCUGGUAAGCCAGUUUAUAGUGUUUUUAAAAUGUGACUUUUUUAUUUCAUUAAUACUAAUGUUUAAUGCACUUAAAUGUUUCAUUUUUUGUGAAUGAUUUUAGUGGGAACUAGGUUUCAAGAAAACAUCUCUUUUUCAUUGUUGCUAAAUCUUGUGGCUUGUAGUAAAAGCUUCACAAUAACUACUGUGACUUACCCCCUGGCCCAAGCAAAAAGCUCUAGUUAGUUAAUCAUAAAGUAACAAUGUAAGUCAUCAUGACUGUCAUUUAAAAACAAAUACACUUCUGACCUUCACAAGAAAAUUUAAUAACACAAACUGGAAACAGUUUAGUAACAGUUUUUGAUUAAUAGAUGGUUAAUUUGGCCAUACUUCAUGAACUUUUUGAGUCUAAAUAACUUAAUAAGGAGAUGUGAAGCUACAGUGAGGAUGAAAGAAGCUUCAUGAAUGUGUAUGUUGUUGUGUGACUGUUACUUCCAUUACAUGCUGGAGCCUCUGGUUGUGUUUUGUCUCGCCUGGCUAGCAGGACUCCACAAGAUCUGAAGGCUCAAUGGUAAAUGUGUUAGUAAUUUCUGUAUCUAAACAAGAAGUGCUUUACAUCUGGCAGCAAGAUUGUAUGCCUAAUUUAGAAGCGCAUGGCAUUGCAAUAUGUUAGUCCUGUUGAUUAAAAUGCAUUGAACAUUAACAUUGCUUAGGGAGGAAAUUUAGGUAGAAGAGUUGAGAUGGCUAAAAGGAAGAACAGAGCAGUGCUAUUUAUGUCCGUAGUGUCUCUGAAUCGUUACCUAAUGUGGGGCAAUGCAGUUACCCCAGCGACCUGAGAUUUUUGCUGAAUUACUAUGGAAAAUCGCAUGGUUUAACAGAAACUCCUCAGUGAGCUACCAUCUCAUUACAUAGCAACUCAGACAGCGACUUCGUUGUUUUGCUAUGCAACAAGAGCUUUUCCUCUGAGAAGCUUGUAAGCACUUUUCCAUCCAACAUUUUGCUGUCCUAAAAUAUGUGGGGAAGGCUUUCUGUGAUGGCAGCCUGGUAGAGUAGGUGGUAAUUUUUGUAGUGAACCUGCUUCAGUUAAGGAAGCUCUUGUGGGUCCGAUGUGCCAGGCCAUCGGAUCCACACAGUCCAAUAAACCCUAUUGUCCUUUAGACUAGCGUAGUAAUUCCUUUGUAUUUACCAUCUCCUAUCUCUUUGAUUUCUAACACAGUUAUUCAGUGUCAUGCUAAAUUCUGAUGACCACUAGUGCCUCUUGUUGUCUUGGAAAUAGUUCUCAUAACUAAUGUAGUAAGAAUCAUACAGAAGUGUUUGAUUUCACUGCUAUCUGAAGUUUAUCAGGAGAAGGAGAAGCUAUUGUAUUCAUGAAGGGAGGUGUGAAAUGUUGGUAAGUUCAUAGUACGGUUUAGUUUCUGAAAUUUGCCAAAUUUCCUGAAACAUGAUGUGAACUGAACAAGCCAAAUUCUUUGUAAAUAAUCCUUUUAUUUCAGUCUUCUUGGGGCAGAUUUGCAUUACUGAGGAAACAAAGUUUUAAGUCUUUCAACGGAUACCUACAGCUAUGGUAGAAUAUCCUUUUUUGUUUUGAAUUUGGUAAUUUCUUUUUUUUUAUGGGACCUAAGUGAAAUGGGCCUUUAGAAAGCUGUCUGUGGUAAUAAAAAAAAUUAAUUCUCAAGCUAUGCUCUAGGGAAGAAAUUCUGCAUUCUGAGAAGCUGUUCCCUUGUAUAUAUGUUUUCAUUCUGAAUGGCCUAGUGCUUCAUUUCUUUGAGAUGUAAGUGGAUAGCAGUGGUCUUUGGGAACUCAUAUAGAUUUCAGUGGGGAUAAAAAAUAUAUCUUUAAUUUUAAGAGACUUCUUACUAGCUUUAAAAAGUCUGGUCAGGUCUAAAGGAGUUGUAACUGGUUCAAAAAUGGCAGUUCGUGUCUGAACAGUGGAAUAAACAAGUCUUACUAUGUCAUCUCCGGUAAAAUUCCAAAUACUAUUUGGGGGGAAAAUUGGUUUUGGAGAUGUCUUAUCUAUUCUUGACAGCCUGAUGAAAACCUAUGGAAACUUUUUUUUUUAACUGAAAACCCAACAUUUCAAUUUGAUGUUAAAUCAGUAAUGAAAGUAUGACACAGGAUGCAAGUAUGGAUUUUGGAAGUGCACUUUUAAAAUUCUAUUUAAAGUGGUCAUCAGGAUGGCCUUAUCCUUAUGAUGGUAAGGCAACCUCCAAUUUUUGUUUCACUUGUGACCUUGAUACCACUUUUAAAAGCUGCCAGCUAUAAUGCGUAAUACCGUUACAAGAAGUGUCACUAGUAUGGGUGGUAAGGAGAGGGGAAGGAGUUCUAGCAGAAGGUAUGAAGUUGACUUAAAUAGUCCAAAAUAUGAAAUGGUGCUAUGUUUUGAAUUUACAGUACUAAUCUGCUACAUGAGCUUUUCUUAUCUUUCCUCUUAAAACAUCUGUGGAUUUCUGGUGGUGUUGGCUGUUCUGUUUUCCUUCCCUCCUUUGGUUAAAAAUAGUAUGUAGUUUUGGUGAGAGAUUGUUCUCACCUCUUUGGGCCUUCCUGGUGUCAUCUACAAUAUACUUACACUUGUCCACCAAUGUCAGAUCAGCUAAUGACAAAUUGACUAGUUUGCCUGUUCCUUCUUGUCUUUCUGAUGGGCCUGCCACAAAAACAAUUCUUGAGUCUAGCCAAAAUGUUUGAAGCUGUAGAAGUUAGCUGAAGUGUUCAAUGAAAAAUGAAAGUAUUUUCAUAUUUUACUAGACUCCAAAUGAAUGUCUGCUGCUGCAUAUUGGCACCCAGCAUCAGAAAAAUAGCUCCUUAAAGGAGCCUGCAUUUUUAAAACAGAGCAUGCUUAAAUUCUUUAAAACUAGCUUUAAUCAUUCUGCUUAAUGGGUAUCCAACAUCUCUUUUACUUGUGGGUAAUUCAUACUAUUACCUUUCUAUCCCUUCCCUACCCUGCCCUCUCCUACAAAGAAACAUACCUAGGGACAGUGAAGACUUCUGGGUCUGACAUAAACAAGAUUACAAAUUUACAAAUUAUGUUUGGGAGGUUGGUUUGGAUUAUUUUCUGAGAAUGCAGAGGACAGAAAUGCAGGAAAUUUUUUAGAACAGAGUACAGAACAGAUUUUAAGUAAAAUCCACCCUCUGAGUGAUGGAGGAGUGAAAGAGAGACAGGAAUGCAUUUAAGUAUUAUUAAUGCCUAUUUUAAAAAGGAAGUGGGCUGGAAAAUAGAGCUACAAAUGUCACUGCUUCAAAGAAUUAGAAACACACCCAUUAAAAAGGCGAACUUACAUGUGGUAACUGUCUUCAAACAACCAAGGAAGGAAUCACAAUAAAAGCAUCCGAGGUGACUUACUGUGACCCCUCAACACUGUUUUGGAAGCUAAUACUACCACAAUGGAUUUUUCUAAACAUCCUUAUGUGUAAGAUAGUGCUAAGAGGGAGCAUUCAGUAUAUGCAGUUACUGGUCACUGUGCAACUGCUACCAUGAGUAAAUGCCAUGAAGUGUGUUAAUGAAUCGAUACGGCUGGUGAGCUCUCAUAAGAUGAGUAAUUGGGCACGGAGUGGUUACAGCAGAGUUGGCAGUUGAAUAGUGUUAAUCACAGUGAUGACUUUAAUAGCAUUUAAUAGACACUUAUCUGAAUUCAAAGUCAGAUGGUAUACUGCUCUUUUAAAAAGCAUUUCCAGUGCUAUUAGCUCUCUGUCAUGAAAAGCCAGUAAAAUUUCCAUUUUUUUGUUGGAUGUUGGGAAUAGUGCUUCUCUUGCUUUCUGAAUUCUGGAGAUAAGUUGGCUGUCGGCAGUGGAAAACCCAUUUUCAGUUCAUAGCUUAAAGCAGCUGUUUGGGGUUGAAACUUCCCUCCCAGACAAUCCUUUAAAAAAUAACAAAAAGGUGCUUCCAAACAAGUGGCUGAGGAACGUAGGUAUUUCUAAUUGGCAUUGCACAAAAGGUAACCAGCAAAUGCCCUUAAUCUCUAAAGGGCAUAGACAGUUAAGCUGCUUAAAGUCUAAAUUAAGAUUGCAGCUCCACUCUCUGUGUAAAUGAGACUCUGGUUAAAUUACUUGUAUUCUUGUGGAUGCAGGUACUUAAUGCACAGCACCAGACAUGGUCUAUUUCUGUUCUUAUAGUACUGAAGUAUCAAGCAAAUGCUUUAGGGAGAAGGUGGGGGGAUGUUAGCCACAACAGAGCAGUUUGUAGAUGAUUCAUAUAUAAUUUAGCUCUAGUUAAGCCUGAAUUAAAUUUCCCUGCUUAGUUCUAUUACUGUCCCUUUUGCAAUUGGGCCUGUGCCAUCAGACAAAAUCCUACUCGGAAAUAAUGGUCCAUUCCCCAUUUUUGAGGAGCAAACAACUCCUGAUGGACAAAAUGUCAUUCAGGAAGGGUUGGAGAGUGAGAAAAAAUGAGCUUUCAAAUAAGUGCAAAGCUUCCUGAUCUAUGCUACGUUAUUUAUUCUCUCUAAACACAUUUAUAGCAGGUCUGAUUGCAUUUGAAUAGUUGUGCUAGAAAGCAAUGGGUUUUCUGCCAAGCUAGUCAUAACCUUUAAAACUGACAGCACCAAAACCAAGAGGCUAGUGCUCCCCACUUUCCUAAAUCGAGCCACUAAACCAGCCAGUCCUGUUGAGUAUUUGUUUUGCAGUGUUGACAGCUCUAACAGCUAAGCUAGCCACUUUCUGCGUAUGCUUUGGUUGUUUUGAAUAUAUUUAUUUGAUUUUACUUUACCUAAAGUUAUUUCUAUCGAUAUCAGUCAUGUCAGCUUAAAAGUAAUCAAAUGGAGACAUGAGGGAGUGACUGGAUCUGAACACCUAUCUGUCACAGACACUUUUAAAAUAUUACCUUAAAAUGAACUGGUAGGCUCUUGUGAUAACCUUAUCUCUGAAUAGAACAGGAAACCAAAAUCUUACAGAGAAUCACUUAAACCUUUAUUUUGGUGUGACCCAUCAGAGCCUGAACACUCACAAGCCUUCCCUACAAGCUGUUCAAUGUUGCUAGUUUAAUGUGUUUUCCAAGCUGUGCAUGCUGCUGCUGGUGCACACAAAAAUAAACAAAAGACAGCUGUGUUGGCAGCAUAGAAAAUUUAGCAAGAUGCAUCUUUUGUCAAACAGAAGAGGACAAAAUCAAUAGGAAAAGAAAUGUUUUCAAGCUUCUUGGAAUGCAAACAAUGGAGUAAAAAAAAGCAACCUAGAAGAGCUGGCAGUGUACUGUCAGCUUAAAACCACUGUUUUAAGCAAAUUCAUUUGGCUGCUUUGUAAUGUUUGCUUUAUUUUGUUAACAAACUCCUCUCAGACAGGGUUUCGCGUCUUGUUGCUGAUAAGUGCUUUCUAUGUGAAGAGAGAAGAUAUAUUUAACUUUGUAAGGAGCUGAAUGUAUCUGGGCUUUAUGACUAGUUAGAUUAUGAUUAUUGAAUUUUCUCUCAACUAUUAAGCCUGAUUACUAAUUUCCAGGAGAAAUUAAUAUAGCAAGUACUGAACUUAUUAACGAUUAAAUGGUUCUGGAUUUCCAUGCACAAGAACUUCAUCAGUCUCUCCUGAUCUAGCAGAUCACUUCUUGAAGUUUAUUAUCAUUUGUGUGGCAAUACAUUAGGCAUGUGGAAGGUUUGUUGCUUUGGCAAGUGGAGCUGGAAGGUGUGACCAUCAGUCCCUGCAGGAAGUAUUUAUCUUUUUAUCUAAGGAAUGAUGGUUUCUUUAUUUAAGGAUAAAGAGAUAAUAACUAGGAAACUAGAGAGAUCCUAUGAGGACCUUCUCAGGGCAAUUAAAUACUAUGACUUCCUCUCUUUCAUGUUGCCAUUUCUAACUUUGUUAAAGGGUAUUUUGCUUAAUACUGGAUGAUUAAAGCUGCUUUCCUUUUUUUUUUUCCUGUCAGUGUGUUUAGUAAUGGUGAGAUGUUUGUUUUGUUGGGGGUUAAAACUUUAUACUGGCAAAAAAAAAGCCACUAAAAAGUACUUAAGUUAAAAGUACUUGAAGUUAAAACUUUAAACUACUUUAACUACUUUUAACUUUCUCUUCUGAAAGUCAGUCCUGCUCUGUCUCCUCCUUACUCUCUUCCCAAUUUUCUUUUUCUUCUAUCUUUUAUGUCCUUUUACUGUGUCAGCCCCCCCUCCCCAAAAUGCUGCUUCUUAGACUGUAAACUCCAUUGGCUGUUAAGUCAGUUUAGUUGCCACUUUAUAAUUUUAAUUUCACCUGUGUUCAUAGUGAAUGUGGUCCAAUCUUUGAAGGCCUGCAACACCAAGAGUGUAGAAAGUACUAUGUCAGCUAGGAAGACAAGAUAGUACAACUGCUGUGUCUUUGGCAUUGACCGAUAUUGGAUGUGUAAGAAGAAAAUCCUGUUAUUUGCGUGUUAUUCCAUAAGAAUACUUAAGCUUAUUUCAGGUAACAGUAGCUCUCAUCCUGAAUACCUGACUUUAGAAAUGUUCUUGUUUCUGCAUUUGUGUUUUCAAACAUUUGCACUGUUUAGAGUGGGGAAAAAAGCUUUCUAACUUUCUUCACCUCUUCAGUUCUCUCAACAGACAGGUUGGUAACUGCAGCAUACUACGUGGCUAAUCAACCUCUCAGUGUAAUUCUUCAGUGUCUGCUCUGUACGAUAACUUCAAUCCUGUGCUUAUUUAGUGGUAAGUUAGACCUCUGUAACUAUUCCUGCUGACUUAAAAAUAUGUGUUCUUAUCAGUAUUAAAAUAGUACAAGAGCAGAACUGUUGCUUUAGGCACAUUUCUUGCCACUGUGUUGGCUAAUGAACCUUGAAUGAAAGUAAGAAGGCCAGUGACUUUAAAAUAGAAGUUGUUAGCCAAGUGUUGUAGAAUCAUAGUCCUUAUUUAUUUUGUAUGCUAAUCUGCACUUGUGACCCUGAGCAGAAAAACUGCAGUGCAGCAGGUUUUAUAAGCUGUGGCUUAACCAGUUAUCUAGUAUCUUAAAACUCUUAUUUAAGCUGACUGGUUUUGUGCACAGAUCAGAAACCUAUUGUCAUUGACCGUUAAAUGCUAUGCAUAUUUUACAUUCAUUUACAUGGAUUGUUCUAAUAGUGCUUGUGUGUGUUAUGCUACAUUACCAUAUUUUUAUAUAUAUAUAAAUGUAUGUAUGUAUUGCAUGAGGUUUAAUUAUUGGGGUUUUUUUGUAUUGUCACUUUUGUAUUCACACGGUGCCUCAUGUAUCUAUUUGCAUAUUGCAAGAACUUGUUUCAAAGCAGUGAUUGGAAACAGGUGGGGAUAACUCUCCACUGUAGGAUCUGAUGUUUCUGAAGUAUUAAUAAAGUAUAGUGAUUCAAA